GACAUGGCGCUGUCGCUGGGCGAGGGCGGCGGCGGGAGCCGGCUGCGGCGGCAGCUGGAGUCGGGCGGCUUCGCGGCGGGGGAGUACGUGAAGCAGCUGUCGCAGCAGUCGGACGGGGACCGGGACCUGCAGGAGCACCGGCAGCGCAUCCAGGCGCUGAGCGAGGAGACGGCGCAGAGCCUGAAGCGCAACGUCUACCAAAACUACCGGCAGUUCAUCGAGACGGCGCGGGAGAUCAGCUACCUGGAGAGCGAGAUGUACCAGCUCAGCCACAUCCUCACCGAGCAGAAGGGCAUCAUGGAGGCCGUCACCCAGGCCCUGCUCCUCCAGGCCGACCGCGACGACCCCGCCCUGGGCGCCCGCCGCGCCGCCGCCGCCGACCCCUUCCUGCCGCUGUCGGCCAAGGAUGCGGCGGCCAACGAGGAGGGGCGGCAGCGCACUCUCACCACCCUCCUGGAGAAGGUGGAGGGCUGCCGCGACCUCCUGCCCGAGAGCCCCGGCAAGUACCUGGUGUACAACGGCGACCUGGUGGAGUACGAUGCGGACCACAUGGCGCAGAUCCAGCGGGUGCACGCCUUCCUCAUGAACGACUGCCUGCUGGUGGCCACCGCCCUGCCCAACCGGCGCGGUGCCUACCGCUACGACGCCCUGUACCCCCUCGACGGGCUGGCCGUGGUCAACGUCAAGGACAACCCGCCUAUGAAGGACAUGUUCAAGCUGCUCAUGUUCCCCGAGAGCCGCAUCUUCCAGGCUGAGAACGCCAAGAUCAAGAAGGAGUGGCUGGAGGUGCUGGAGGAGACCAAGCGCAGCCGUGCCCUCAGCGAGAAGCGGCGCCUGGAGCAGGAGGCCCUGCCCCGGCCCGCCCCGGCGCCCCCCGAAUCCACCAACCCCUUCGACGAGGAUGAGGACGAGGAGGAGGAGGAUGAGCCCUCCGCUGAGGAGGAGGUUGUUGACCUCUCGCUUGAGUGGAUCCAGGAGCUGCCCGAGGACCUGGACGUCUGCAUCGCUCAGCGGGACUUCGAGGGGGCGGUGGACCUCUUGGAUAAACUGAACGAGUACCUGGCGGACAAGCCCGUGAGCCAGCCCGUGAAGGAGCUGCGGGCCAAGGUGGACGAGCGCGUCCGGCAGCUCACGGACGUGCUGGUGUUCGAGCUGUCCCCGGACCGCUCGCUGCGGGGAGGCCCGCGGGCCACCCGCCGAGCCGUGUCCCAGCUCAUUCGCCUGGGCCAGUCCACCAAGGCCUGCGAGCUGUUCCUGAAGAACCGGGCGGCCGCCGUGCAGACGGCCAUCCGGCAGCUGCGCAUCGAGGGCGCCACGCUGCUCUACAUCCACAAGCUCUGCCAUGUCUUCUUCACCAGCCUCCUGGAGACGGCCAGGGAGUUUGAGACGGACUUCGCCGGCAACAACGGCUGCUACUCGGCCUUUGUUGUCUGGGCCCGCUCGUCCAUGAGGAUGUUUGUGGAUGCCUUCAGUAAGCAAGUGUUCGAUAGCAAAGAGAGUUUGUCAACUGCGGCAGAGUGUGUCAAGGUAGCUAAAGAGCACUGCAAGCAGCUGAGCGAGAUUGGACUGGAUCUCACCUUCAUCAUUCAUGCCCUCCUGGUAAAGGAUAUCAAAGGUGCUUUACAGAGCUACAAGGAUAUCAUCAUCGAGGCCACCAAGCACCGCAACUCUGAGGAGAUGUGGAGAAAGAUGAACCUGAUGACUCCAGAGGCGCUGGGGAAGCUCAGGGAGGAGAUGAGGAGCUGUGGGGUGGGCAAUUUUGACCAAUACACGGGUGAUGACUGCUGGGUCAACCUCAGUUACACUGUAGUAGCUUUCACUAAGCAGACUAUGGCCUUCUUGGAGGAAGCCUUAAAGCUUUACUUUCCAGAGCUGCAUAUGGUUCUUCUGGAGAGUCUUGUGGAAAUCAUCCUGGUGGCUGUCCAGCAUGUUGAUUACAGUUUACGGUGUGAGCAGGACCCUGAGAAAAAAACAUUCAUUAGGCAGAAUGCCUCUUUCCUGUAUGAAACUGUCCUUCCUGUUGUGGAAAAAAGGUUUGAGGAAGGGGUUGGAAAGCCAGCCAAGCAGCUACAGGAUCUGAGAAAUGCCUCGAGACUGAUGCGUGUAAAUCCGGAAAGUACCACCUCUGUGGUGUGAAGUGAACCUGUUCCUGGGAACAAGGUGGCAGCACUUACUGAAGAUGUUGUACAUUGAACAGAUGAACUAAGCAGGGGUUUUUUUGAGUCCCUGAAAGAUGCGGAACUCUGCUGCAUUCCAGAAGCUGAAGACUUUGAAUCAAUGCCUGCAAGCAUGCAAUGCUUUACUUGGUGGAUGGGGUGUAGGGAAGUGAUAAGGUGGAGGUCACAUGUCCUUGGACAGCGUAUCCUGUACGAAGGGUUUGUGUAGUAUUUGUGACUUGGGGAAUUACUGUAAUACACAGAUUUUGGCCAAUUGUUUGUGAAAGUCUUACAUACGUCUGCAGCAGAUGGCAGGAAAAGA
Messenger RNA from Pseudopodoces humilis (Tibetan ground-tit), 2478 nucleotides. RefSeq names its product exocyst complex component 8 (gene EXOC8). Gene Ontology annotation, biological process: intracellular protein localization; Golgi to plasma membrane transport; exocytosis. Lineage: Eukaryota; Metazoa; Chordata; Aves; Passeriformes; Paridae. Gene Ontology annotation, cellular component: exocyst. The record is from RefSeq and is a predicted model, not a curated record.